ACUUCCGGCGAAUUUGGAAAAUGAGCGGCGCCGUCGAUCUCUGCCUCAGAAAUACACGCCGUAUGCUAUGGAGGAACGGGAGAUCCUACUGUACUCACCACGGCUCUAGAGUCAAAAUUUUUGACCGCAAUCUCAAGCGCAAACAACGCGAUAGAGCCGCGUGGUUAUUGCGCCCCGGGGAUUCUUUGGUGGAUGCAGUAGCUGAGAAUUUGCUGGAUCGGCUGGAGGACUGUAAAAAGACAUUUCCUUCAGCAUUAUGUAUGGGUGGUUCUCUGGAAGCAAUUAGGCGGUUGUUGAACGGACGUGGUGGUAUUGAAAAGCUUACGAUGAUGGAUGCUUCAGUUGAUAUGGUGAAAUUAUGUGAGCAGGCUGAACAAAAUUCACCUAACAAAAAUGUUGAAACAUCUUUCAUUGUUGCUGAUGAAGAAUAUUUGCCUGUGAAGGAAAGUUCCCUGGACCUGGUUAUUAGUUGCUUGGGCCUUCAUUGGACAAAUGAUCUCCCAGGUGCCAUGAUACAGAGUAAAUUGUCUCUUAAGCCCGAUGGCCUAUUUCUAGGAGCUAUUCUUGGUGGAGAGACUUUAAGAGAGCUGAGAAUAGCAUGCACUGUGGCUCAAAUGGAACGUGAAGGAGGAAUCAGUCCUCGGUUGUCACCUUUGGCCCAGGUACGUGAUGCAGGAAAUCUUUUAACUAGGGCAGGAUUCACUCUUCCUGGAGUUGAUGUAGAUGAAUAUACUGUGAGAUAUAACAGCGCUCUGGAGUUGAUAGAACAUCUUCGAACUAUGGGUGAAACUAAUGCUCUGUUACAAAGGAACAUAAGUCUAAAGAGGGAUACUGCAUUGGCAACAGCAGCCAUUUACGAAUCGAUGUUUGGUACAGAAGAUGGCACUAUCCCAGCAACAUUCCAGGUCAUAUUUAUGACUGGGUGGAGGGAGCACCCAUCACAGCAAAGAGCUAAGAAGAGAGGUUCUGCCACAGUAUCUUUCAAGGACAUCCACAAGGAGUUUGGUGGAGGUACGUAGCGGGUCGACCAAGGAAGUUUUGUUUGAGAAGAAGAAAGCUUGUUCGAGGUUUUAGGGUUUGGGCUCCCCCUUUCCUUUUAGGGUUAAUUGGGCUAAGGAUUUCACAGAAGAAGAAAAAUAAGAAGAAAAAGAACGAAAAACGAGGACUUGGGAUAAUUGAACUAACUAUUUCUUCAGUGUAUGGACUAUGGAAUUCUUUCCUUUGAUGUAGUACUAAAUUGAUUAUCAUGUGCUAAUAGUGAGUAGGAUAGUAUAUACUGGGUUUAUCCUAUGCAUUUGGAGGGUUGUAAGCAUAACGUGAUGGGCCAUUUGCUAUGUUGUAAUUGUAUCAUCAUUAAUUUGUUGUAAUGAAUUUAUUUGUAUCAUCAUUUGGAGGGUUGUACGCGCUUAA
Molecule: messenger RNA, 1410 nt
Organism: Salvia hispanica
Lineage: Eukaryota; Viridiplantae; Streptophyta; Magnoliopsida; Lamiales; Lamiaceae
Source: RefSeq, a predicted model, not a curated record